This is a messenger RNA of Pan troglodytes (chimpanzee), 6299 nucleotides long. It is a transcript of the gene SGCD, whose product is annotated as sarcoglycan delta. Gene Ontology annotation, cellular component: sarcolemma; sarcoglycan complex. Lineage: Eukaryota; Metazoa; Chordata; Mammalia; Primates; Hominidae. Bases 875 to 1798 code for a protein of 307 amino acids. The transcript is spliced from 11 exons. Gene Ontology annotation, biological process: cardiac muscle tissue development; heart contraction. The record is from RefSeq and is a predicted model, not a curated record.
GAGCCGGAGUCGGAGCCGGCGAGAUCGCCCUCCAUGCUGCGGGAGCUGCGGCCGCCUUCCGCUCAGCCCCUGGUCCCAGGCGAGCCUGGCGAGCCGGCGAAGCACCGGCGGGGAGGAGGACUAGAACAGGAGGAGGGGCACGGCGGAUUGAAGCGAGCUGGGCUGUGAGCAAGGGACACCCACAGCCUGGAGAAACAGCCCCGCUCUCUUGCGCGCUGUCUGCUCCAGCUGCUACUGGGGGCUCUAAGCAGCGCGAUGCUGCUUCGCUUCUUCUAGGCGGCGGCCGGCGGAGGCUUUCCGCAGCCGCUUGGCCGGCGCCGGCCCCUAUUCCGCUGGCAAGUCCGUUGUCUAUCCCGGAGGGCGCACCCGGACGCCCAAGCCGGAGCGAGCGCGAAGUCCGAAGUCCGCCCCGAGAGCCGCCAACUUCCCUGUGAGCCCCUCUCCCCGCCGCAGCCUGCGCCAGACCUGGGAGCGAUGCGCCCCCACCCGGGCGGCGCGCCCUCUGCCAACUCGCCACCCAUGGGAUCGACUGCCCUCAGCUGCCCGGCUUGGAGUGCGUAGGCUUCGCCGCGUGGCCCAGGAGAGGAGCGAGACACCAAGGCGUUUCGCGGACUCCGCGCGCACCAGUCGGCUUGGUGGCCCUGCGGGAUAGCGUUUAUACCCAGGGACUUGGAAGAAACCUCCAUCCUCAGGGAUUUGAAGAAGGUUAUACUGGAACCUCUGUGAAGGCUGAGACAACCGUCCCUUUUGUGGUGGCCUGAGGGGAUUUUCUUAAUCCCAAUGUUGCCCUGAAAUUUAUGUCCAGGAUUCGAAAAGUUUAGGACUGCUAAGAGACAUUACUGCCGGGAGUGUUGAGUGAAGGGACCAGGUGGAGAUGAUGCCUCAGGAGCAGUACACUCACCACCGGAGCACCAUGCCUGGCUCCGUGGGGCCGCAGGUAUACAAGGUGGGGAUUUACGGCUGGCGGAAACGAUGCCUGUAUUUCUUUGUCCUGCUCCUCAUGAUUUUAAUACUGGUGAACUUGGCCAUGACCAUCUGGAUUCUCAAAGUCAUGAACUUCACAAUUCACAUUUCACAACUGCAAAGAUAUGGAACCAACCUAAGUCCCCAUGAACAGGAUGGAAUGGGAAACCUGAGGAUCACAGAAAAAGGUCUAAAGCUAGAAGGAGACUCUGAAUUCUUACAACCUCUCUACGCCAAAGAAAUCCAGUCCCGACCAGGUAAUGCCCUGUACUUCAAGUCUGCCAGAAAUGUUACAGUGAACAUUCUCAAUGACCAGACUAAAGUGCUAACUCAGCUUAUAACAGGUCCAAAAGCCGUAGAAGCUUAUGGUAAAAAAUUUGAGGUAAAAACUGUUUCUGGAAAAUUGCUCUUCUCUGCAGACAAUAAUGAAGUGGUAGUAGGAGCUGAAAGAUUACGAGUUUUAGGAGCGGAGGGCACAGUGUUCCCUAAAUCUAUAGAAACACCUAAUGUCAGGGCAGACCCCUUCAAGGAACUAAGGUUGGAGUCCCCAACCCGGUCUCUAGUGAUGGAGGCCCCAAAAGGAGUGGAAAUCAAUGCAGAAGCUGGCAAUAUGGAAGCCACCUGCAGGACAGAGCUGAGACUGGAAUCCAAAGAUGGAGAGAUUAAGUUAGAUGCUGCGAAAAUCAGACUACCUAGACUGCCUCACGGAUCCUACACGCCUACAGGAACGAGGCAGAAGGUCUUCGAGAUCUGCGUCUGCGCCAAUGGGAGAUUAUUCCUGUCUCAGGCAGGAGCUGGGUCCACUUGUCAGAUAAACACAAGUGUCUGCCUCUGAAAGACUAUCCAUAGUGGACAUUGUUGGCAGCAUAAAGGCCUUUUUUGGCUUUAGACACUGGCUGCCAGCUAUUUUUACUAGAACACAGAAAGCCUAUCAAAGACCUUGUGUGUAUGUGUACGUGUGUGUGCGUGCUUGAGUGUGUUCGCGUGUGUGGGUGGAUAUAAAUAUAUAUAAAUAUAUAUAUAAAUAAAUAUAUAUAUCCUCUGUAUAAAAUGAGGUUUCAGUACAAAAGGAACCAUGGGUGACCCUGCGAUAUCCACUGUCAUUUUCCAUCCCAUCCCCACCACCUGAGUGACAGAAAUCUAAACACACAUCCGUCCCAACAUUCCCCAGACUAUUCAGAAUCACACAGCGUAUUGAACACUGACAGAAUCUUCAUCUAGAUAUUCGAGUAGCAGCAUAUCUUCUCUUUUAGUGUCAUUACGAGGGAGUGAUGGCGGGAAUCUCAGUCGCACUCAAGCUCUGAGACCUUUGUAUCAAAAAUAGGCAUUUGAUUUCCCGUUUUAGCUUUAGUAAGGGGCUAACUUCCCCCUCUUCAAGCUAGGAACUGGCAACGCUGUAGAAGUCAGCCGUAGGAAUUCAAAAUGGCUGGCCUACCUUGGCUACCAGACAUAUUGGGGUUUUUGUAGUUGAAUGAAUGAGGAGGAUGAAUUUCAGCAAAUUUUGAACUGCUCACCCAACUUCUGCUAUCUUGCUCCCUCCAAACUCACAGAUUCUCCUACAGUCAAAUUAGGAGCUGUAAAUCAGCACAAAAUAAGAUAACAGCUGUUCCUCAGUCAGCUGGAAGCUACUCAAUGGCCUGAUGGGCAAUGAACAAACGGGUGAUAUGUCUCUGUUUAAAGGAAAAAUGGCUUAAAAGCUGCUCUGUUCUCAUUCUGACUUUAACCAAAAGAUUUCAACCCACAAUGAUCAGGUCAAUCAAAAUCCCUAAGAGCAGAACUCCUACCCCAAAAGAAGCCUGGAAGUCUAAUUAAGAGUAGCAUAAGGAACCUAAUUAUGUUUACCAUGUUUCUUGGGAUUGGUGGAAAAUGUCAAAACAUGCCCUUUAUUUUUAAAGGCAUUCACAAACUCUCUGACUUUGUUCUUCUUAUAUAUUUUUUCAGUGCCGGGAUAUUCAUAUUCCUAAAGCCACUAUUGUGUUUUCUCUAAGAAGCACUACAUGCCACCAGAAUUGUGCACUGAAAGAUAAUACAAACUGAGUGUCUUUAUGAGAAUCACUGUGUCCCCUGAGGCCCAGCAGUACCUGCUUCCCUGUAUGUGGAAGCAGCACCUCAUUCCCGCCAUCAGCUACCUCUCAUCACCCCACCUUCAUCAUCAUGCUCCAGGGUCACCCUGGCCAGCUCUUGUGCUGGGACAGGGGAUUACACCAUCUCUGUUCAAAGAGGGGGAAAUGUGCCUAUGCCUUAAGUCAAUGCACUCAGCAAGGAGAAGCACAUCUUAUUUAUCUUGUUACCUAUAGUUUACUUUGGGUGAUUGGAGGGGAAUGAUUUAGUUAUGACUGGACAUCUUAAAAGCUGAUAGACAAGCCAAAUGGCUGGCAGAUGAUGUGGAUUUCAAAGAGCCCAGAAUGAACUCAUCACUGGCUUAGACAGUCCUGGAUGCCAUUUGGAAAGCAGUGGCCCUGCAAGCCUAAAUGAAGUAGUAUUUGUAGGCCUGGGUGGCAUUUGGAUUUUUCUUUUCCCUCAACAAGGUUUUACUUUUUCUUACUUUACAAGCAAGGGAAGUUUUGUGAUAGGAGAGAAAUAAAAGAUUUGAUAUUUUUUGAGAUGACACUCAAGCAUCAGGCUGAGAUUUGCACACAUGGGAUGUAAAAGCAAGCUGUGUGUUGCUUAGUCACUUACUUAGAAGUAGAUGGUGGGGGACAGCGGCGUGGGUCCUAGCCUGGCCAGUGAUGCUGCUGGCGUCCAGACCCCAAACUCACUCCAAGCACUCUUGUUCAACAUCUCAUGCAGAAGAGUUGGGCUGGUCACUCUUAGGGGUGAGACCCAGUGAUUGGUUGGUUUGUAGCACUAAGGUCUAAAAAGGAAAACCAUAAAAGACAUCAGAUUAUGCUGGAUCAGUAUAAUUAAUAUUCCAUAGGGCCAUGUUGCCAGAAUCUGUAUGUAUCAAUACAGGGUUUUUCCAAGCCAGGAAACGCCCUCCUUGGCUACUAGGAGCACCUAUCCCAUAUCAUUCAGAUAAACAAUGAUAGCUACAAAGUCAUUUGUGGCUAGAUAGGUUAAGACAGGUGAUUUUUAAAAGUAGACUGUCUUUGCAUUUUGCCAUCUCAAGUUCAUUAAUCUUUAGAUGACAAAAAAGCAAAAAGUUCCCAGAACCUUUUUCCUUAGAUUUUGUUCUAAUCACCAUGUGAAAGAAUGAGAUUAGCACCACAAGUUUCAUGCCAAUAAAAGAGACUGGUGUGAUCCCACAUGCAAAAUUUAAUCCUAAGGGUAGUGAGAUCACAAACAGAAUGAAAAUAAGAGCAAUCAACCAUAUAAAUCAAGUACCUAUUGGGAACAGACAUAACACUCAAUUUUUCACUUAUGCUAAGUGACCACAGUAUACAAAGUAAUAAGCAGGAAAUUUGAUAUGGGUUAAAUUAUGCAUUUUGUUCAGAUUUUGGAAAUUGGUAUGCAUUAUAAGUUUCUCAAUGUACAUCUUUUUAUCCCAACACCCUCAAACUAGAAUAUUUGUCAGUGGUCAAGAGAAAAAAUUUUACCUGAAUUCUUGGGGGCCGGCGGGGAGCUUUUACAUUAAAAAUCUACUAACGCCUACUUUUUAAAAAAUGAGAUUCUUUCUAAUCUUUAUAUAUGACAUUUUCUAGACAAUCGCACCUUUGGGUAUAUUAAACAGCUGGUAUCAUAACAAAGAAUCCAAAUGAACCUUCAAUAUACUAGAAGUUCUAGUAUGUUAAUAUUGUUCAGAAGAUUUUUACAAAUUAAAAACUGAUUUCCAAAUAUGUUCAACAUUUACUUCUAUUUGAUAUCUGCUCAAGAAGUCAUAGAAGUCUUGGGAAACUAUUCGAGUAUCACAGAGGUUUUCAAAAGCCCUUAUGGUGACAUCUACCUAGGUAAAAGCCUGACAUGUGGCUUUAUAAUUGUUAUGUUACCCAAGGGAUAAACUUGAACUGGCUUUGAACAUCCUUUAGGUCAUUUUCUCUUUGGAUAAUUUUCAUCGCAUAUCCAGCAACUAUAGACCAAAGUUUGCUUAAGGUUUGACCCUAGAGCAGAGGUGGGCAAACUAUGACCUGGAAACCAAAUCUGACUUACCACCUUUUCCUGUAGUUAAAGUUUUAUUGUCACAUAGCCACAUACAUUCAUUUACAUGUUUUCUGAUUUUACACUACAGCAGCAGGAUGGAGUAGUUGUGUCAGAGACUAUGUAUCCCACAAAGCAUAGAUUACUUACUAUUUAGUCCUUUACAGGCAAAGUUUCCUCACCCCUGACCUAGAGGUUUUUGUGGUAUGCAUUGGAUAUAGCAGGAAAGAAAGCACAUUUCCAAACAGCAGGGAGUAAGCUUACAUUUCUGUGUAAGCUUGGGAAUAUAGUUACUUGGCAAAGUCUUUCAGGAAGGAAGCCCUUCCUUAUGUUACACGUGGAAAGCCUGCCUUCCAAGACAUGUGGAAGUAAGUGAUCCACCUGCCAGAGAAACACAGGCUCAGAGGAUUCCUGGGAACAGGGAGGAUGGGAUUAGUGGAAGCUUAGUGGAAAAGGAAAGUUAUGAUCCUCCAAGACCCUUAAUUGAUAGACCAUACCAGGUUCUGCAGGUCAGCAUCAUUGUGUAAUGAGAAGUGAAGUAGGGGACCCUGUGGUUCAACCUUAGAAUCUGUUUCCUGUAGGCUCUUUCUGCUGUCUAUAUUCAUAUAAAGUUUUCCACCUCACCCUCCCAUAGUCUAGAGGGAUGCCCAUUCCAUGGUCCUCCAGAGAAUAGUUUUGACUUAACAUGUCUUUUUAGCCCACAUCACGUCAGUUAUCAACACCGCCACUGUGCUUACUGUUCCUACAGCCACACCAGGCUUGAAGAGUUAGUGAGACCAACAAAUAAUUGGAAGUAUUGGAAAAAGCAACUUAAAAUACAUGGGGACAAAAAAAAAAACAGUAAAAUUCUUUCUAUCAAGCUGAUGCUGUGAGAAACCAGAUGAAUGCCAGUUUGGCUUUAUUUCUAAGAAUCUGGGUCUUCAUUCUCUGGUGUAGAAGGAAUGCAAAAAACAACAACAACAACAACAAAAACAUAUUUUGAAAAGACAUAUUCUGACAUCUCUGCUUGCGUGUGGUAAGGCAGGUUCCUAUCAGACAUUUAUCCCUUUGGUCAAGAUCCCUUUUGCUCAUACUCAAUAUCGUUUUAAAAAAAAAAGUAUCAGCUAUGGAUGACUCUGGAAGUACGAGUAUCAUGGUGGGGAGGAAGGAUUUUUUUUUUUUUAAUGUAAAUGACCCCCAUUUACCAGACCCUAAUCAAAGUCACUUAAGGGAAUCCCUCAGCCUUUUAUUUGGAAACAGCUGAAAUAAACUGGCAGCAGCUA